ACACCGAGCGCAUCUAGCAUUCCAGCUAUGUUUUGAGGUGCUGGAAACAGCAUACGACAUAGACGGAGAAGAUUUAUGUGCAGCUGUACGGCGUAGAAUCCUUCGCGCUCCAGCGGUGUUCCGUUCAGUUUAUGCAACGCAGUCAUCCAUUAGUGCGAUCGUCAUGAGUGAAUUAUUGCAACGACCAUCCUCCUUUGGGACAUCCGUGCGACCAGAUGGAUCGGCACGGCCAGUCGUACGGUCGAGUUGCGUACUGCCCGUACAGUGACUCCAGCUCAUCGGAGUUACAAUCGUACGUGCGUCCGUUCGACACCGUCAGAGCACUACACGAAACGGUCGUCUCACUGCGGACGGCAUUAGAGGAAUCACGCCGAGAGGUUGACCAACUGCGCCAGCAGAUCAAUGUUCGGGACACCGUCGAACAGGGUCGAUCAGUGAGCAGAGCCAGCGUAAGCAAAGACCUACCAUUGGGCAUUGGAGAUCGCCUCAGAAGAGACACAGCUGCUGGUCAAGAUACUACCAGUCGUGGUCACUCAUCGGCAGCAGGUCUUCCGAAACACACGCCAAACAUCAACGCUAGUCGAGAGUCACUGGAAGAAACUGCCUCAGCGGUGGGUGAGAAAAAAUCAAAACGAUUAAAGAAAAGAAAAACCAAACCUCAACAGCUGCCCGAGGAAAGCGAGGUCUCUUCCCCGGUGACGGGUGAGCAGGAAAAAGAACCAGCUGCGGAAGAGCCGGUGCGUACGAAAAAGACACCCCAAAAAGAUGGUAACACGACGCACCAGAAAGUGUCCGUAGUUCCUGACAUCCAGAUAGUUUCGCACCCCGGUGCGGGUUCGCAUUCGGCGAUGGCGUCGCGGAUAGAUGUGAAAAUUAAGGUCUCAUCAAAUAUCAACAUGGACGAAAGCAGCUCCGAAGCGGAUAGUUCCGAGUGCCCGAAGGAUGCACCAACGACACUGGACACCACCGAUGUCGCCGCCGAUUGCACUCCAGAAGAUGACGAGAAGACACUUUCGGAGCCCGCAGAGCGUGUAGACGAUGAUGUGACUGUGCGCGAGCAAGUAGUCAAGACCGAGGGCACUGAGGGUUUGCAAGUGAGCACGACCAACGAGGAACAGCUGAGUGUGCACCGAAGUUCGGAAGCGAUCAGUCUCCGGCAGGUGUCUUUUGAAAAUCUGCAAGUAGACACCGACCGUCAGUCGAAUGCCUCCAUCUCGGAGGGUGACAACUCGGUGUUUGCAGAAGAUCCAACCGCCACCGAGGUGGAAUCAGAGACGCAUGGUACUGGGCCAGCCACGGGCAGCUAUUCGGUUACGGACCUCUCGGGAGAUGCCCGGCGGAGGAUGAAGAAAAGUGAGUCUGAAAACCAGGAGGAGGUGGAUGACAUCGAGCUGAUCUUUUCCUCGGACGACAACGCGAAAGACAUCACCCAGGAGGAUCUGGUAUCGAUUUCGGACUGUGAACCGUGGCACGAGGCUGGCCAAUCGGGUACACCCGUGCUGGUGAGCUUCACCAAGCUGGGUUCGGAUCAGGAAAAGCUGAGCUCUCUCGAACGCAGCGACAGCGAGGUCACGGAAGGAUACGAGCUGGCGAAGGGCAAAAGUCUCGAAAGCCAGGACUCGCUGAGCUUGGACAACAUGAAGAAAAGUAUGGACUUUAGCGAGAAGUCACCGAGUUUGGAGAAGGACUCUAGUCUGGACAAUGGUGGUGGUGGGAACUCCGGGUUGGUACGUGCCGGCGACAGCCAGGACGAAGAUGGCAAGCAAGAUGACAGAUUUGAUACGGUCGGGAUGAAUCCGUUAGCGACCGCUGGUGCCCUUGGUCGACGCUGGACCAACUAUAAUGUGCUCAUCGAAACGGACAUCUCCAAGUGCGGUAUUACUGAGGAGAACAUUUUGGAGAUGGGACGUCGGAAUACCUGCCCGAAUCCACCCGCGUAUCGUCCCAUCAUUCAUUCGGGCAGCCGCAUGCAAGCGUCAUCUGUCGCCAACCGGAGCCCGCUGGCGGUGAAGUUUUCUCGCUCUCCAAGGACCUACUCACCCCACCAGUACCUGCCACCGGGGAAAACGCUGCGAACCGUGAUAGCGGCCGAAAGUGGCGUCCGAGGAGCGACCGGUGACGAGGUGAAGCGUUCCCGGGCGGCCCAAACCGAUAUAUCUGCCCUCGCGCAACAGUGGCGCUCCGAGACCCACCUCGCGGGUUCCGAGUACGUUCCGGGGUUAUAUACGCUUCCGUCGAAGUUUGUCCCACCCGUGGCCGGUGGAAAGGGCAAAUUCCCGCUCAGACCAUCGGAUAAGACGCAGGAAGCCCGCCGGGUGCUGCUCAGCGAUAUUAACUUCACCAGCAUGGUCCCGGAGCUGUCCCGAUCGGCCGAUCACCUGUGCCAGCAUCAGCAGGACGAAAACGGUGACCCAAACCGGUCGCCCAACUACUGCAAAGGAAACCUGCUGCGGACACCGGAAGCUACCAAAGGCAUUCCGCCCAGCUUCAGCAUGACCUCGCCGGGUGUGUCCCAGUGGACGGUGAACGAAAGCAGCAUCGCCACCCAGACAACGCAAACGGACGCGUUCUGGACGAACCGGGGCGAUUCGUUCGACUCCUCGAAAAGCUACUCGGCGUCAGGAUCGCGAUAUUCCACGCUCAGCAAGCACCACCGCUCGCGCAGCGUGCCAUCGAUGCGGUGCGCCAUCUGCAGACAAACGCACCAAAACACGGCCCUACGUCCGUCCGAGAGCAUGCAUUAUACACCACGUGUCACCUUCCAGGAGCAACCGGUGCACAAGAUCCGUGGCUCGCUGCCGGACCUACGGCAUGACUGUAACUGUCCGCGUCGGUACGGUGGUCCAUCGCUGUAUCGCAUCCAUGGUGAUUCCGGUGGAUCGACGGAUAGUUUGCUUGAGGAGGCUGAAGAGUUCCUGCGUCGGUCGCUCGAGGGUGGUAAUAUGCUUGCGAUGGAGGACUCGCUCGGGCAGCUGGAUGUUGGUGUGCCACCACCGGCAACGGCGGGUUUACCACCGCACGGUGGGGUUCUGCACGGACAUGGACAUGGUGGGGUGUAUCCUCAUCCGGUGCUGCAUCAUCCGACGGCCAAACAUCGGCGGUGUUCCGAGAACGACAUUCAGAGGGACUACAUCCCAUCCAAGCAGGCGCUGCCAUUUUUGCCGAAAACGUCCAAAUGCCUCAAACCGGGCCAUCUGGCGAAGGUAAUUUCGCGGAACGGUCGCAUCGUAGUUGGCAGGGUGCGCUACAUCGGUCCGCUGGCCGGGUCCGACAUCGACGACAGCUACGUUGGGUUGCAGUUACCGAACAACCUGGGCGACUGUGACGGUACCUUCGAUGGGAAGCGAUUUUUCGAGUGCGAACCGCUGCAUGGCAUCUUCGUGCCGUUCAAGAAGGUCGUCAUGGCGUGGAACUCAUAA
This is a messenger RNA of Anopheles nili, 3419 nucleotides long. RefSeq lists its product as uncharacterized. The record is from RefSeq and is a predicted model, not a curated record. The transcript is spliced from 7 exons. Lineage: Eukaryota; Metazoa; Arthropoda; Insecta; Diptera; Culicidae. The coding region runs from base 216 to 3419 and encodes 1067 amino acids.